UGCGCCACACUUUCGCUUUUGUUUGAGAGCCGCAGUUUUUCAAAUGGCGUCUCAAGAAGACUUACAACUUUUGGUGAGGAGAAGCAGCAGCCGUCGUCCAGAAGUGCGCAGAGAAAAAGCCCCAUCUAGUAUGGAAAUGAAGAUAUCAGAGAGAAGAGGCAGCAUGACUCCUCCUCCAAACAUAUCUGAAUUAAGGAUUUGGUUGUUGGGAGAAGACUGGGCUGAUAAGAGUUCAGUGGGAAACUUGCUCUUGGGAAGAAAUGAAUUUGAAACAGAAGCUCCUCUCUCACUCCAUCAGUGUGCUAAACCAGGCAGAGGACAGAUUGAGGAUCAAAGCAUAUCUGUGGUCAUCACACCAAAUCUGUUUAACAGAGAUGUUCCUGCAGAUGAAGUUACUCGGGCACUAACAGAUUGUGAGGCAAUGUCUGCUCCAGGUCCACAUGUACUUCUACUAAUUCUACAACCAGAUACUUCCAAAGAGAAGAUCAAGUAUAUGAGUAACACCAUGAACUCCUGGUCAGAGCACACAAUGAAUUAUACUUUGGUACUGGUGAUGGAGGGAGAGAAAAAAAUCAGUAUUGCUAAAGAGAAAAAACUGACAGAUUUAUUUAAAGAAAAAUGCCACAAAAUAUUGACAGAUCAACACAGUUUAGACACUGACCUAUUUGAAAAAAUCAAGAACUUGGUGAAGGAGAAUGAAUGGAAUUAUCUCAGCUUGGAAAUAUAUGAAUCACCACCAGAGAUGCCAUCAAAGAAAAAAGUGGAGAAAUUUGCCAGAUUUUCAUCGGACGUUAAACACAAAAUUCAAUCAUUUGUGCAAACAUCAUCUCAGAGUACAAGAAACAAAGAAAUGCCCGUUCUCAAUCUGGUGAUGUUUGGUAGUAACCGUUCUGGGAAGACUUUAGCAGUGAACACAAUACUGGGCCUCAGAGAGUCUGCAGAAGUGUCUGAAUUUGAAACCCAUCAUACAUGUGUCAAGAGAGAUGGUGUGAUAUGUGGACACAAGGUCACCCUGGUUGAAAUGCCGAAGCUAAACAAAACAUCUCUGUCUCAGAAGGAUGUGCUGCAUGAGGCAUACCGUGCUCUGUCUUUAUGUUCAUUUAACAUAAACACAUUUCUCCUGGUCCUUACUGUUGAUCCUCUCACUGACGAUGAUAAAGGAGAACUUAAAUUAAUGAGUGACAUAUUUGACACAGCUGAUGGGAAGUUCUGGAAUUGUCUGAUGAUCAUCUUCAUAUAUCAAGGGAACAGACAGGACAAGAUUGUCGAUGAAUUCAUACAUGUAAACAAAGACAUUCAGACAUUACUGAAGAAAUGUGGGAACAAAUAUUACGUACUCAGUGUUAAACAAAGACCUGAUAGUACACAGGUCUCAGAACUGCUGCAGAUGAGCUAUGCAGUUACUUGCUACUCAUUUCCCAUAUAUCUGCAAGCUCAGAUGGACAACAGAAUUCAACUAGAGGCCAGAAUUAAAGAAGUGGAGAAAGAAAUCAGAAUGCUAAAAAAGAUUAAUCAAAAAGCUGAGACUGAGAGAUUAAGCACAAACUGUGUGAGGAUUGUGCUUAUUGGAAAAACUGGAAAUGGGAAAAGUGCCACAGGAAACACUAUACUCAACAGAAAGGCAUUUAAAUCUCAAGCCAGUUUUAAAUCGGUGACAUCCUCUUGUCAGAAGGAAGUGGGGUUUGUUAAUGGACAUGCAGUCACUGUUGUUGAUACACCGGGUCUGUUUGACACACAAGUCCCUACAGAUGAUGUAAAGCAAGAGAUACUGAAGUGCAUCGGUCUCCUCUCUCCAGGACCUCAUGUGUUCUUGCUGGCGCUUAGAAUUGGAAGAUUCACUGCUGAAGAAAAAGAAACUCUGAACCUGAUCAAGGAAACCUUUGGGAAGAACGCUGGAAUGUUUAGCAUCGUAAUAUUCACUCAUGGUGAUCAGCUGCAAGAUCAGACAAUUGAGAGCUGUCUGGAAGAUACAGAUUCACAAAUGAAGAAGCUGAUUAGAGAUUGUGGAGGAAGAUAUCAUGUGAUUGACAAUACAAAACCAGACAAUUCUAAACAAAUCACUGACUUGCUGGAAAAAAUCAACAGUAUGGUUGAAAAGAAUGGAGGAGGGUGUUACACCAAUGAGAUGUUUGAGGAAGCAGAAGCUGCCAUAAAACUAGAAAUGGAAAGAAUAUUACAGAAAAAGAAAGAAGAGAUGGAAAGAGAGAACAAACGUUUAUGUGACAAACACGAGAUGGAGAUGGCAGAGAUGAAGAAAAGAAUAGCAGAACAAAGAGAGUUAAUGGAAAGAGAGAGGAAAGCAAAGGAGGAAGAACUCAGAAUCAAGGAAGAGUUCUUGCGAAAUGAACUUAAGAGAAGAGAUGAACAAGAAGAGAAGGAGAAGAAAGAAAGACAAGAAGCCGAAGACCUAAGAAGAAUAGAAGAGGAGGAUAAACAGGAACUAUGGAAAAGGAAACUACAAGCAAUAGAAGAGAAACGAACAAGAUUAGAAGAAGAACAACAGAAGAGAGACCAGGAAUAUAGAGAGAAGUAUGAGAGAGAGAGGAGAGAAAUGGAGGAACUUCAUAAAAAGAGACUGAGGAGAGAACAUGAGGAAGAAUACCAGAAAAACUUAAAGAGGAGAGGAGUGAAUGGGUGCUGAAAGAAAAGAAAAUGAUUGAAGAAUUUGAACAAGAAAAAAGAAAAAGAGAAGAAAAGGAAAAUGAGAGGAUUGAGGAGGAGCUUAAAGAAAGAGAGAGAAUAGAGCGAGAGUAUGAGAACAGUAAAAUAGGGAUGAGAAA
Messenger RNA from Onychostoma macrolepis, 2780 nucleotides. Its product is annotated as GTPase IMAP family member 8-like. Bases 44 to 2641 code for a protein of 865 amino acids. Gene Ontology annotation, molecular function: GTP binding. Lineage: Eukaryota; Metazoa; Chordata; Actinopteri; Cypriniformes; Cyprinidae. The transcript has 7 exons. The record is from RefSeq and is a predicted model, not a curated record.